Messenger RNA from Dunckerocampus dactyliophorus (ringed pipefish), 545 nucleotides. RefSeq names its product ubiquinol-cytochrome-c reductase complex assembly factor 2. The coding region runs from base 142 to 528 and encodes 128 amino acids. Gene Ontology annotation, cellular component: mitochondrial matrix. The transcript has 4 exons. The record is from RefSeq and is a predicted model, not a curated record. Gene Ontology annotation, biological process: mitochondrial respiratory chain complex III assembly. NCBI's taxonomy places the organism in Eukaryota, Metazoa, Chordata, Actinopteri, Syngnathiformes, Syngnathidae.
UCUACGUGCCGGUGAGACGAACCAGACGGUAACAACGAGGGUGAGCAAACCGGAAGUAGAGUCGGGCUAGAUAACUACGGCGAGCGAAGAAGCACAAAACACACUACGUCAAUACUCAAAAGCCAACAGCCAGGGCUCGUGAUGGCUGCCACUCGGUACCGCCGCUUCCUCAAGUUGUGUGAGGAAUGGCCCCUGGACGAGAGCAAGAAAGGCCGAGAUUUAGGAACUUUUCUUCGGCAGCGAGUAGCAGCCACCUUCCGAGAGGGUGAAAACACGCAGAUCGCAGAUACUGAGAAGUGUGACCAGAUGUUUGAAAGCCUGGCUAGAAUGAAUGCAAAUACAUACAGACAACGAUUUCCUCGGGUGAGAGACACAAGCUUCACUGGGGUCACAGCAGAAGAGUGUAAAUUACUGUUGUCAGGCAGCGUGCAACAGACUGAUGACGAAAAGAAGAGCUUGUGGAGAACGUUAACUGAGAGGUUUUCCUCCAAAUCAGACGAAAGUCCGGAGAAAGCAUCUGAAAAAUAAACUUCAUGCAAUUUUUA